Cyprinodon variegatus (sheepshead minnow) is the source of this 3749-nucleotide messenger RNA. It is a transcript of the gene kank3, whose product is annotated as KN motif and ankyrin repeat domains 3. Gene Ontology annotation, biological process: negative regulation of actin filament polymerization. Gene Ontology annotation, cellular component: cytoplasm; cytoskeleton. The record is from RefSeq and is a predicted model, not a curated record. The coding region runs from base 203 to 3166 and encodes 987 amino acids. NCBI's taxonomy places the organism in Eukaryota, Metazoa, Chordata, Actinopteri, Cyprinodontiformes, Cyprinodontidae. The transcript has 12 exons. Gene Ontology annotation, molecular function: protein binding.
CUCCUCCCAAACUUUUCUUACCUUCUCUAAAAGUUCUGACCAACCUCAGUGUGACUGGCCAGAGACAACCAGAAGGGCUGAGUGAAUCAGGAAGGAGGAAACCUCCCUGAGCUCCAGCUUCUUCAAUCUCUCAUUAAGUAGCAAAAGGAGCCUGGUCCAUUGAUUGGAGAGUUUUGGCACUGAAGGGGUUCAGUCUUGAAAAAUGACCCAAUCAGUGCAGGUUAAUCCAAAAGUGCCUGAUUUAGGCUCUGCAUUCAUCUAUUCAAGUAAGGAAGAGGCUGACCAGUCGGGCUCUUACUCCGUCCAGACUCCCUAUGGAUUCCAGCUUGACCUGGACUUCCUUAAAUAUGUUGAAGAAAUAGAAAGUGGCCACAAUCUCCGCCGGGCUCCCCUCAGCUCCCGGCGUCCUGGACGGGGGCUCAAGCUUUCCCAGAGGAGUUCAAGUGCUGGGGGACGCACCAGUGGCUGGACAUCCACAGAAUCUCUCGCCUCGCCAGUCAGUGAAGAUGGCAGAGUACCCCCUCCCCCGCCGCCGCGUAACCGCCUCGGCUCAGCACCCUGCGAGGUGUUCUCCAUUUCCCCCGUGAAUCCUCUCAUUGUGCCUCCCCUUUCUGCUGGGGCCAAAGUGCCACCCCCUCCACCGCAGCGAAACCCAAGAGUUGAGCGGACUCUACUGGAAACCAGUCUACGGCUUCAGCAGGAGCAAACCCACCAACACCAGAAUGGUGGACGCCUCCAGCUCGCAGAUCCUCCCAAACAGCUCACAUCCUCCCUAUCUAUUCAGCCUCUGCAGAGCAGCUGGAUUAAACCCAGUCCUCAGACCUCUGGGCGCAGCACUCCAGCUGCUGGCACCACAGUGACCCCAAUCCCUCCCAGCCAGCUGCAGACAGUUAGAGAGCAGAUGGCCACUGCCUUGAAGCAGCUGAAAGAGAUGGAGGAAAGGGUGAAGGGUGUUCCUGCUCUUGAGAAAGAGCUGGCCAAGCUUCGUGCAGAAAAAGACAUGCUUUUGUUAGCCUUAGAGGAGAAGAAAGUAGCCUUGGAGCUUUCCCAGCAGAGGCAACAGUCUAAAGAGUCUUCUACACAAACCACCGAGACCCCUAAGUCUGACCACAGCCGAGUGACUUCACCAACCACUACUGGACAUAAAGGUCUAGUAAAAUCAGGCGAAUUAAAAAGACUGACUGAGAAAUUUGAAGGAAAAGAGCUCAAGUCUCCCCCACCAUUGACUAAAGUUUUACCACAUUCUGCAGAAAAAGAUAAGAAAUCUGUUGCUGUUGGGGAUAAUGUGCCAAUAACCUCUGUAGUUUUCUAUUACAGGGAAGGUGUAAGAGAUGCGUCUGUGUGCACAGAGGUGAACGUAUGUGAUAAAAGAACAGAAACAGACGCUACUGUGGUUCAUGAGCAGGCAACACAGGUCGGAGCAAUGACCAAGGAGGCUGAAGUUUGGGUCAUGGAGUCGUUGCUUGGGCUGACUACAGAGACACAGAGGGAGAUAGACACCUUACAGGACACCAUUAAGUUCCAGCAGGAGUCUAUAGUAGCUUUAGAGAAUCGCCUUACUGUAGCGGACAAAGACAUUGAUCAUCUCAGAACGCAGAUUGAUGAAAGAACCUCUAAAGUCACAGCUGAGAAGGGAGUGCUAGCAAAACCAGACAUGAGAAAUGCCCAGGUAGAAACUUCCCCUUCUGUGUUAAAGCAUACUGCCACUAUGUGCCAGCCUGAGGUAAAACACGUUUCUGUUGGCCAAGACUUGGGCACAGAUCAGACAGAGCAGGGAACACAAACCGAUGCUGUAGUAACAACACCAGAGCCAGAAUCCGUCGAGAGGGUCAGCGUUGAGUGUCAGUGGGAGAUCUUGAGUGAGGAAAAUCCAGAGAAGCAGAAAGUUACAGUGCUAAAGAAGAGACAGCUGACCAUUGCUGAAUACAAGGUGUCGCCAGAUGAAGCAGUUGUUGGUAUAGAAGAGAAACAAACAGGGGAGCAAGAAGACGACCCCAGAGCCAGUGACUCAAAAACAGGUAUGCUGAAAUCAAUCAUGAAGAGAAAGGAUGGGACUAACUCGAGCGAGAGUCGUAAGAAGAGUCUGCAGUUUGUUGGCAUUCUGAAUGGAGGGUAUGAAUCCACCUCUAGUGAAGAAGACGAAGAGGAAGAAGAGGAGGAAGAGGAAGUCGGGAGUUCCUCUGGAGAAAGUGGAGAAGGCGAGUGUCUGGAUAGCACAGAGGAAGAUGAGGCAGCAUUGGAGGAAGAAACUUCAGAAGAGGAGAGAAAUGUCAACCUGGAUGAGAGCGACACGGAUGAGGAAACGCUGAGAGCCACAAACUAUUCAUCAGAUGCUGUGAAAGAAAAGUUUGAGUUCAGCUCAAAAAUGCGAGAAGCCUGUCUAAUUCUGAAGAACCACCUGAACGAUGAUGUGAAAACACUGAAGAGUAAAGAAGUGCUAUCCAGCACCCACACUGUGCAGCUUGAGUGGUUCCGGGUCUCCAGUGCAAAGAUGGCUCAGCCAUCACGGGUUUCUGACUACCUCAUGGCCUUCUCUGAGGUGUCAUCAGCGCUGCUGGAGCAUGUGGUCAACAUGACUGAUGGCAACGGCAACACAGCUCUUCACUACAGUGUCUCCCACUCCAACUUUGGGGUAGUCAGACUGCUGUUGGAUACUGGUGUGUGCUGUGUGGAUAAGCAGAACAAGGCGGGCUACACAGCCAUCAUGUUGGCAGCUCUCUCUACUGUAAAAGAAGAGGAAGACAUGGCUGUGGUGAAGAAGCUCUUCAGCCAGGGGAAUGUCAACGCUAAGGCCAGCCAGGCAGGCCAGACAGCCCUGAUGUUAGCAGUGAGCCACGGACGGCAGGAGAUGGUGCAGGCCCUGCUGGAGUGUGGAGCUGAUGUAAAUGUCCAAGACGACGAGGGAUCCACAGCUCUGAUGUGUGCCAGUGAGCACGGCCGGGCAGAGAUAGUCAAACUGCUCCUGGAACAGCCUGGCUGUGACAUAUCCAUCAUGGACAACGAUGGCAGUAAUGCACUGUCCAUUGCAUUGGAGGCGGCCCACAAUGACACAGCUGUGCUUCUCUAUGCCCAUAUGAACUAUGCAAAGAGCCAGACUGCUCUGGGGAGUCCAAAGGCCCAACCAAGGAGCAGCACAAACCCACACAAGUCCUGGCCCGCAGAUUGACACCACCCCAGCUCUUCGUCUAAGCAGAUGGACCUGCAAAUACAACUGGAUUGGAGCUGUGGAACGCUCAACUGGAAUUUAUUCAAAUACAUUAUUUUAAAUUAAAAUGUACUGCUAUAUGUUCUACCUUUAUAAGUAUUGUUGAUAUGAGAAUACUAUUUUUCCAAAAAUAAUGGUUGUAUUUUGUUAUUACCCGUUGAACUAAAAACAGUAUUUUUUUGUGUAAUGGGAAAUGAAACAUGACAUUAUUUGCACAUAACUAACAUUUUACUGUCAACUGCAGCACACUCAUACAUGCUUAAUUAGAUACACAUGUAGAAGUCUUCAGCUGUUGUUUUACCUGAAAUCUAUCACUCAGAUGACAUUUAAAACCUGCUCUACUCUUGCUAUCCUAUCCAUUUUCAUUUACCAGAUGUGCUAAGCACCUCAAUCCUGUUACUUUGCUUCUUCUGUAAAGUGUUGGUCAGAAUAAAAAAAAAUACACCUACAUUUAAAGCUCGGAAUUUACAAUAUUUUAAGAUAUUUUUUUGUUAAACAGAAUGUAAUGCUUAAAAAUUGUAAUCAGCAAUGUAUGUUAAAUAUA